Ilyonectria robusta is the source of this 2025-nucleotide messenger RNA. Its product is annotated as heat shock protein 70 family. Gene Ontology annotation, cellular component: mitochondrion; cytoplasm. The transcript is spliced from 3 exons. NCBI's taxonomy places the organism in Eukaryota, Fungi, Ascomycota, Sordariomycetes, Hypocreales, Nectriaceae. Gene Ontology annotation, molecular function: ATP hydrolysis activity; heat shock protein binding; misfolded protein binding. The record is from RefSeq and is a predicted model, not a curated record. Gene Ontology annotation, biological process: cellular response to unfolded protein; protein refolding. The coding region runs from base 1 to 2025 and encodes 674 amino acids.
AUGUUGGCUUCGCGCUUGUCGAGAGCUCUUCCCCGAGCCUCCCCUCUCGCCGCUCGAUCGGCUGCUUUCGCCCGUGCCCCUCUCCCAUCUAAGUUCGCUCGAUAUGAGUCGACUUCCAGCGAUGGCAAGGUCACCGGUGCCGUGAUCGGUAUCGAUCUGGGUACCACCAACUCCGCCGUUGCCAUUAUGGAGGGCAAGGUUCCUCGCAUCAUCGAGAACUCUGAGGGUGCCCGAACCACUCCCUCCGUCGUCGCUUUCGCCGAGGAUGGCGAGCGCCUCGUCGGUGUCGCUGCCAAGCGCCAGGCCGUCGUCAACCCAGAGAACACCCUUUUCGCCACCAAGCGAUUAAUAGGCCGAAAGUUCAGCGAUGCUGAGGUGCAGCGUGACAUCAAGGAGGUCCCCUACAAGAUCGUCCAGCACACCAACGGCGAUGCCUGGGUCUCUGCCCGUGGCCAGAACUACUCCCCCUCUCAGAUCGGUGGCUUCGUCCUCAACAAGAUGAGGGAGACCGCCGAGGCCUACCUCUCCAAGCCCAUCAAGAACGCCGUCGUCACUGUCCCCGCCUACUUCAACGACUCUCAGCGACAGAGCACCAAGGAUGCUGGUCAGAUUUCUGGCCUCAACGUUCUCCGUGUCGUCAACGAGCCCACUGCCGCUGCCCUGGCCUACGGUCUUGAGAAGGAGGCUGAUCGAGUUGUUGCUGUCUACGAUCUUGGUGGUGGUACCUUCGAUAUCUCCAUUCUGGAGAUCCAGAACGGUGUUUUCGAGGUCAAGUCUACCAACGGUGACACCCACCUUGGUGGCGAGGAUUUCGAUAUCCACCUGGUCCGCCACAUGGUUGCCGACUUCAAGAAGUCUAACUCCAUUGAUCUGUCCGGUGACCGCAUGGCUAUCCAGCGUAUCCGUGAGGCUGCUGAGAAGGCCAAGAUUGAGCUGUCUUCUUCUCUCCAGACUGACAUCAACCUGCCCUUCAUUACCGCCGAUGCUUCUGGCCCCAAGCACAUCAACAUGAAGCUCACCCGAGCUCAGCUUGAGAAGAUGGUCGACCCUCUCAUCUCCCGCACUAUUGAGCCCGUCCGCAAGGCCCUCAAGGAUGCCGGCCUCCAGGCCAAGGAAAUCCAGGAGGUCAUCCUCGUCGGUGGUAUGACCCGCAUGCCCAAAGUUGCUGAGUCCGUCAAGGGCAUCUUCGGCCGUGACCCCGCCAAGUCUGUCAACCCCGACGAGGCUGUCGCCAUGGGUGCCGCUAUCCAGGGUGCCGUCCUCUCCGGCGAGGUCAAGGACCUUCUCCUCCUUGAUGUUACCCCUCUUUCUCUUGGUAUCGAGACUCUGGGUGGUGUCUUCACUCGCCUCAUCAACCGCAACACCACCAUCCCCACCAAGAAGUCCCAGGUCUUCUCUACUGCGGCUGACUUCCAGACCGCCGUUGAGAUCAAGGUCUACCAGGGUGAGCGUGAGCUCGUCAAGGACAACAAGCUCCUCGGAAACUUCCAGCUGGUUGGCAUUCCUCCUGCCCACCGUGGUGUUCCCCAGGUCGAGGUCACCUUCGACAUUGAUGCCGACUCCAUCGUCCACGUCCACGCCAAGGACAAGUCCACCGACAAGGACCAGUCCAUCACCAUUGCUUCCGGCUCUGGUCUGUCCGACAACGAGAUUCAGCAGAUGGUUGAGGACUCUGAGAAGUAUGCCGAGACCGACAAGGAGCGCAAGGCUGCUAUCGAGGCUGCCAACCGUGCCGACAGCGUCCUGAACGAUACCGAGCGUGCCCUCAACGAGUACGCUGACAAGCUCGACAAGACCGAGGCUGACAGCAUCAAGGAGAAGAUCUCUACUCUCCGUGAGUUUGUCGCCAAGAACCUGUCUGGCGAGGGCUCUGCCACCGCUGCCGAGAUCAAGGAGAAGACCGACGAUCUCCAGGUUGCCAGCUUGAACCUCUUCGACAAGAUGCACAAGGCCCGUGCCUCCAGCGGCGAGCAGACCUCCAGCGAGCAGCCCCAGGAGGAGAAGAAGGACGAGACCAAGCCUUAA